This is a messenger RNA of Emericellopsis atlantica, 1309 nucleotides long. Its product is annotated as Fcf1-domain-containing protein. The transcript is spliced from 3 exons. The record is from RefSeq and is a predicted model, not a curated record. NCBI's taxonomy places the organism in Eukaryota, Fungi, Ascomycota, Sordariomycetes, Hypocreales, Bionectriaceae. Gene Ontology annotation, cellular component: small-subunit processome; nucleolus. Bases 104 to 994 code for a protein of 296 amino acids. Gene Ontology annotation, molecular function: small ribosomal subunit rRNA binding.
GUCACGAUUCACUAAGCACAGAUUGCCCAUCGUCGCCAUUGUGCAACCAUCCAGCUCCCGUACACCUGAUACUACUCUCUGAAGACAGCAUCCAAUCGCGACCAUGAGAGGAAAGCGGGCGAAGCAGUACCGCAAGCUCAUGGAGCAGUACUCGCAGACCUUUGGGUUUCGCGAGCCAUACCAGGUCAUUGUGGAUGCAGGGAUGAUCAAAGAUACAUGUCGCUUCAAGAUGGAGCUCAACCCAGCUCUCGAGAGGACGGUCCGAGGAAAAGUCAAGCCUAUGAUCACACAAUGCGAAAUCCGCAAACUAUAUGCGCAAUCAAAAGAACCCGGGAUGAGCGAAGCGAUUGAAGUCGCCAAAACCCUCGAACGACGUCGUUGCGGGCACCACCCGGACGAGUACCCCGAACCGUUACCCACAGACGAGUGUCUGAUCAGCAUUGUCGAUCCAAAGAGCUCGGGCGUGAACAAGCAUCGCUACGUUGUGGCUUCGCAAGACGAAGGUGUGCGACAAUUACUGCGGACAGUCAAGGGCACGCCACAAAUCUACGUCAACCGAAGUGUCAUGAUCCUGGAACCCAUGCCGCCCGAGAGUGCGCAGCUGCGAUCAAAGGAGGAGAUUCAGAAAUUACGAGCAGGUCUCGCGCAACGGAACCAGAACAAGAGGAAAAGGGAAGAGGGCGACGACGAGGAGGACAAGAACACCAAUGGUGAUGCCAAGGAGGCCAAGGCAGAGAAGACCGGGAAGCAGGCAGCCCCACAAGCGAAGAAGAGCAAGAAGAAUCACGGCAAAGGCGUGAAAGGUGCGAAUCCGCUGGCCAUGCAGAAGAAGAGGCCGCGAAAGGACCCCGCAAUGCAGAAUAAGAAGCCCAAGGCUGCGGCGAGCAAGCCCGAAAAGACAGGCGGGUCUGCACUCGACUCUGAAACUCCCAGAGCGCCCAAGACAGGGGCAGCGGAAUCACUGGGGCAAGACACACGCGACGCAGAUGUCUGACGGAAGCGAUGGGACCACAUGAGCUGGCGGAUUGGAUGUCGGAAUCUCUGGAAUUUGGCAGGCUCUCACUUACCCAAUUAAUUGGUGACUCUAAGACCCUCAGGCUGCUUCUGGUGUGGAGGAGGAGGGGGCCAAACACGGCUGGACAUUAUCGAAAUACCCUUUGGAAUGUAUGGAAGCAGCCCAGACUGGCAGUCGAGUAUCGUGGACUGAGCACGCGACUGUCUCGGACCAGCAAAGUGCGCAGUUAUCUGCGCGCUCAGGGAAUUAGAUAUAGCGGUUUGAUGAGUUCUCAGCUCAGCUCAGCUCAGCUCA